AUGAGUGCAAGUGAUUCGGGUGGCGAGUUCGAGGACGCGAUGCCGGGCAGUCCAUCUCCUGCCGUAUAUUUAGAAGAGCCCAUACCAGAAGCCCCAGUUACGGUAGAAGUAGCAGAAUCACCACAGCAUGAAAUACCAACUGAAGAAACUGUCGACGUGACUGCUGAUACUUCUAUAAAUACUACUACGACCGCAGUGAUUGAAGAUGACGAUUUCGGAGACUUUGAUGAUUUCGAAGACUUUACACCAGCUGCUCCCAUCGAAUCGCAAACCACUUCAACCACAUCACCAGAACCAUCAAUUCCCAUAAUACCGACUGUACCAGAGGAGAUAAUAACGGAAGAUGAACAGAUUCCGAGAGAUCUACAGGAGGAAGAACGAUUGGCUAAGAGCAUGACUGCUGGAGCAUUAGAUGAUAGAGAAGCAUCAGAUCUACGAUUAGAAGCUAUAAAAGUAUUAACAGCAGCCUUCCCUAUACCGAUAACGUCUCUAACUGGCAAACCAACAACAACAUCCAUCGAAGGACUCCUAUUUGAAGAAGGCGAUGAUCAAACAAUGAGCACUUCAGGAUCUCCCAUGAACACCAACACAUCAUCGCCAAACAGCCCUGGUAGCACCCUCCCAGCAACACUACCAAACCGCCUCAUAGUCCCAUCCGCAACAUUUGCAUCACAGCCCUGGUAUUCAUUGUGGAAGCGUCUCGCUUCCGAAUCUACAUAUAACGAGAACAGUAUGGCACAGAGAUUCAGAUGGAGACGGUCUAAUCUACGUAAAGCGUUUUUGACUGGAUUGGGUGUUCCGUUGACGUUGGAUGAUUCGCAGCCUGCUGGGUUGGUUCUUACUGGAGAUAGUAGUAGUAAGAAGAAUACUGCUAGUGGAUCGACGUUAGGGUUGACCCUACAGCCACCUCCACAUGCUGUGCCCGGUGGUAGUGUGCGUGGCAGCACGGAUUCUGAGAAGAGUGUUUCGACUGCUGGAAACGCUAUGCGGGAUACUAGUCUGGAUUCACAUAAUGUGGGGACUAGUGCAUAUGAUCAUGAUUUGGACAUUGCUAAGAAACUGUCUGAAACUGCUGAAGAUGAUAUUCGAGGAAUGACUGUAGACCAACUACGUCUCGUCAAAGCUAGAAUGGUUGAUGCCACACAACGUAUGCAAGAUCAAGUCAAUUUCUGGCUGGAUGGUCGUGAACAACUUGUUAUGGAUGCUGAAAUGCACAACAAGAUGAUUGCAUCGUUGGUUCAGUAUGCUCAGCAACAACAACUGAAUGCUGCCGCGUCUAAACAACAAGCAAAGAAGGGUGGAGCAAAGGCCGUGAAAGCCAAACCUAGCAAGAAAUAA
This is a messenger RNA of Synchytrium microbalum, 1338 nucleotides long. RefSeq lists its product as uncharacterized. The coding region runs from base 1 to 1338 and encodes 445 amino acids. The record is from RefSeq and is a predicted model, not a curated record. The transcript has 4 exons. Lineage: Eukaryota; Fungi; Chytridiomycota; Chytridiomycetes; Synchytriales; Synchytriaceae.